CCAAAUGCACGUAUUUAUUUCAAGCUGUAUUUUCUUCUUCUUCUUCUUCUUCUUCUUCUUCUUCUUCUUCUUCUUCUUCUUCUUCUUCUAUGAAUCGUCUUUACAGCUUGCUUUCAUUUCUUUUAUGGCUACAAAUUCUUAGUAUAGUGUUAAAUGAACAGUAAAUAUAAUGGGGGCAAAGUGUGGAUGGAUUUCCAAAAGUGCACAGUAACCUGGCGGAAGAUGAGUGUAUUAUGCGAGACGUAAUUUUAACACGAGAGCUAUGAGAUAGCAAAUCCUGACGUGAUACGGAAAAGGUAUAAAUCAAACUCAGGUCAAGAUCAAGAGUACUCGAGCGUGCUGGUUGGCGUUGGCCGGUGCUGGCCAGGUGUUUGUUGAAGCUUGCGACGCGACGCGAUGUUGAUGUAGUGUAGGAGAGCAAUACUCGUACGCCGUUAAUGUGUCAAACAAGUGUCAAAUCAUGUCAGUUGCUGUGAAACUUUGAAGAGUAAAGACCGGGUUAGGUAACGCGGACCUUCGUUAAAAAUACUCAAUCUGCAGAAAUCGGUUUUAAAAUGUCGUGCAAUUACGCGGAUGGACUAUCACCUUAUGAAAAUAAAGGAAAACUAGGUUUGGAAGAGAAAUUCGAUGCCAAAUUAGAAGUGUCAAGAAAAGUGUCAAUAUUGGCCGAAUGGAUAAAAAACUCGAGACAUGUUGUUGUGCAUACCGGGGCAGGAAUAAGUACCUCAGCAGGAAUUCCAGAUUUCAGAGGCCCAAAUGGUGUGUGGACUCUAGAAGCCAAGGGUUUAAAACCUCAAAAAAACAUAUCAUUCGAUGAUGCUAUUCCAACAAAAACUCACAUGGCUAUAUUAAAACUUGCUGAACUAGGAAAGGUACAGUAUGUUGUUAGUCAGAAUAUAGAUGGAUUACAUCUUCGUUCUGGCCUUCCUCGAAGUCAUUUAGCAGAACUGCAUGGUAACAUGUUUAUCGAACAGUGCAAACAGUGUGAUAGACAAUUUGUGAGAAAUGGUUCUGUCAGCACGGUGGGACAGCGGAGCCUGAAUAAACCAUGUUCUGCAACCCAAAAGAAUGGUCGUCCAUGUCGUGGUCGUCUUCAUGAUACUAUUCUUGAUUGGGAGCACAAUUUGCCUGCAAACGAUCUUGAAAUGUCAGAUUACCAUUCAUGUGUGGCUGACCUAAGUAUAUGUUUGGGAACAACAAUGCAGAUUGUUCCAAGUGGAAAUUUACCAUUAAGUACCAAAAAAUAUGGAGGUAAACUUGUUAUUUGUAAUCUGCAACCCACAAAACAUGAUCGUAAAGCAGAUUUACUAAUUCAUUCAUAUGUGGAUGAAGUAAUGGAAGAGUUAAUGGGAAUUUUGAAUUUAACAAUUCCUGAAUACGACUCCACAAAGGAUCCUACUAAAAGAUCUCAUACUAUUCAACUAGAGUGGACUAUCCCAAACAGUGAUGUCAAAAGGUUGAGAAAUCUAUAUGAAAAGAAAUGUUGUAAGCCAAAGAAGAGAAAAAUUAAAGCUGACUCCGACCAUUUAGCAGAAGAAGAAGAUGAGAAAAAGAUAAAAGAAGAAAAAACGGAAUGUCCAUCUGAAUUAAUUUCUGUUGAGGAUAUUCCAUUGAAAACUGAAAUGGAAGAUAAUUGCUGUGUUUUACAGGAAGGAAUAGUGUUAAGCUAAUAAACAAUAAAAUGACUUUGUAUAAUGUUUUAUUUAUGUCACACACCUUUUAUUGGAAAUUAUAUAAAUUGAAUUUUAAUUAAUGUGGUGAACUUAUUUAUUAGUUAAUAUUGAUAUAAACAAUUAUUUUAUGUGUUAAGAAUAUGUUAGAUGCAUUGUAUUAUAACUUUUUUUUUUUUUUUUUUUUUUUUUUAAAUAUACAGUUAAAAUGAUUCCUCAGCCCAUUUAUGGAAAGUGAAGUUAAGUGCAGCACAUACCUAUUAUCAUUCAUCUACUACAAUUUAGCCUUAAGAGCUGCAAUAAGUUAUUCACUCUGCACAUCACUGCACUCUUACAAUUAUUCUUCAGACAAGUAUAAUUCGUAAUUUCUUUUUUGACAUAUACACUGCCCAGCAAGCUACUGUGUUUUAUGAGAGCUUUUAAAUUUAAAAGGGAUACCAUUUGGUUAAACUCAUUAUAUUUGUGAACUUAUUACGAUUUAUUUACAUUUUCCAGACCCUACCCCUUUAUAGGAAUUUGUGACAUCAUUGUAAUCGACGUUGCUACACUAAUAUUUUCUGUUUGGGAAAGUUAAUUGACAUAACCUGUUUAAAACAGUAGAAAUGUACUUCUACUAGAUACCAAGAUAAAUCUCUUCAGCUCUUUUAAAAAGGUCAUUAGCAAUUUUUUAAACAAGUAAUUUUUGCGAAAUGUGUGCUUGAAAUUAAUGAAAUUUUAAAAAAAAUUAUUUUCUUCAAAACUGCCCCAAAUUUUUUCCUUAACUUUUCUCCUCUAAUGUAUCAAUGGAAGAAGAAAAAAGAGGGGUGUUAGUCCCAUUUUUGGCAACACUCCAUGUUUCAAAAAUUGCAAAAAGGUAACGUUUAAAAACAACGAAAUUAAAAAUAGAGAUUUUUGUCUUCAACUAAACCUUUGCCUUUGCCUUUGACGUACUUAAAAAAACACUCUUUAAAAAUAGUAGUUUUUGGAAAAUACUAGUUUUCAUGAC
Messenger RNA from Gryllus bimaculatus (two-spotted cricket), 2655 nucleotides. The record is from the annotation of a GenBank genome assembly. Lineage: Eukaryota; Metazoa; Arthropoda; Insecta; Orthoptera; Gryllidae.